AUGGCGAGCCGGCGGCGGAAGACUCGCGGGUGGUCGCGGGCCAAGGCCAAGAAGACGAAGUAUCUGAGCCUGACCAGGCACUUGAUUAAGGCGGAGGUGGGGACGCUGCCGCAGUCCCCGGCGCCGUGGGAGGAGGCGGAAGUGAAGCAGGAGGAGGGUGGCGAUGCAGGCGGACAGCAGCAGCUUGAGCCGUUCGCGCUGCAUCACGAGGCGUCCACCCUGUUCUUGGCCUCGCCGGCGCCGUCCCUCACCGACAUCCUCGGCGCCUCCGCCGGUGGUAACGAAUCGCCGUCCGCAUCACCGGACGACGUAUCCGGAAGGGCGAGGUUCCCGGGCGCGGAGGAGGAGGACCUGGCGCGCCGCGCGCUCCGGGGCAGGGAGCGGUGGGUGUACUGCAGCAGCAGCUCCUCGCCGACGACGACGACCACCACCACAUCGCCGUCUCCGUGCUCGUCCGCGGCGAGCACGGGCGCCUCAGCGCGUUCGCUGCUGCUUAAGCUGGACUACGAGGAGAUCCUGGCAGCCUGGGCGGAACGCGGAUCGCUCUACAUCGGCGGCGGCGGGGACUGCCACGCCACGCCGGAGCCGGAGCUCGACAACGUGCUCGUGGAGGUGGAGCCGUCUCAGCACGCCACGGCAGCGUCGGCGGCGAGGCCCGGGAGGGCGGAGAGGGUGCGGCGGUACAAGGAGAAACGGCGGAGCCGGCUGUUCGCGAAGCGGAUCCGGUACGAGGUUCGCCGGGUCAAUGCCGUCAAGCGGCCGCGCUUCAAGGGCCGUUUCAUAAAGGAAAACGGGGAGAGCGAGCUCCAGCCUGCAUAGCCUCCUUGGCUUCUUCCGUUGCCACAAGGAUGGACGCAUCUAUCUUUCUCGUGUACAUACCCGGUUAGUUGCCUUUCAUAUCCAAAUUUCAAUUGAUGUAUCAGUCUGCCCUGCACAAGCUGCAAGUUUCAGGUUUAGACGCAAUGUAGAAUGAUAUGUUUCAUAGGAUGGAAAUAACAGAACUGAGAGUGAAUCAUGCGGUCCACUCUAGUAAUGCAAGUCGGUGAAUGGUGAAUCUGUUCACCGGUGCAUCAUGUAUUUCUUCAGAGGAUGGGUUCUAAUUUGUCAAAAGGGGCAAUGUUCAUCAGAGUUGGUAACAACUCGGUUUGACUCUUAGGAAGGGCUCGAGAUUUCAAGGUCUGAGCCAUCGAAUUAGCAGAAAAAAUGGACCCUGUUUCUCUGAUCUUAUAUAACAAGAGAUAUUUCUUCUGGCACAGAUCAAAUGCUUCAUAUCUGCAGUUUCAUUUCUAUAGUGCAUCUUCUUCAGAGCCUGUUUGCACCAUGGCAAAACAACUGUAAUGUAACCAACAAUAUAUGAAACUUGUAGAACAGUAAAGCUGGUGAAUGGUACUGAGCCUGGGCGUGCAAUUGCAAAUGUAUUCAGGCAUUCAGCAGUGGCCGGAGGGAUGGAUCCAUGCCGUUGUGCUGCUGCUGCUGGAGCCAGGUACAGGCACUCUCAGUCAUGUGAACCGUUCUAGAGCUGGACCUUUCUGUAUGAUUCUGGAGCGCAGAUCGUUGUCUUGUUCCUUCUGGCUGCGACCUGGCCCAACUGUCGAUGUCGGCACGGAGAUCCUAUACAGGGCUGCGUCUUGGACCACCGGGCGGCAGUUUGGCAGUUUGGCCGUGUACUACCUUUGACCUUUUGCUGUAAAAAGUAACAGGAUUAAGGCUCUGUUUGGCCAAUGAAUUUCGUCUGAUAUCUAAAUGAACUGAAUCGUUUCCUGCAAAAAUCCUGUAGAAUAUCUGUAGAAUUCAUGCUUUCCAAACCAAUCCAAUUGGUGCAGAUCAGCCAGA
This is a messenger RNA of Phragmites australis (common reed), 1833 nucleotides long. RefSeq lists its product as uncharacterized. Gene Ontology annotation, cellular component: nucleus. Gene Ontology annotation, molecular function: protein binding. The transcript has 3 exons. Gene Ontology annotation, biological process: regulation of DNA-templated transcription. Lineage: Eukaryota; Viridiplantae; Streptophyta; Magnoliopsida; Poales; Poaceae. Bases 1 to 819 code for a protein of 272 amino acids. The record is from RefSeq and is a predicted model, not a curated record.